Molecule: messenger RNA, 2807 nt
Organism: Ictalurus punctatus (channel catfish)
Lineage: Eukaryota; Metazoa; Chordata; Actinopteri; Siluriformes; Ictaluridae
Gene: slco2a1
Product: solute carrier organic anion transporter family, member 2A1
Exons: 14
Coding region: 137-2026 (629 amino acids)
Biological process (GO): prostaglandin transport; transmembrane transport; sodium-independent organic anion transport
Cellular component (GO): membrane
Molecular function (GO): protein binding; prostaglandin transmembrane transporter activity
Source: RefSeq, a predicted model, not a curated record
AAAACCCAACGGCGUGCAGAGCCCCGGACUCAUACUGUAUAUCUGCAUAAACAUACACACACACACACACACACACACACACACACACACACUUACUUUACUACACUUUACCUGAGGGACCUCAAGAGGACCAAACAUGGAGAUACACAGCAAUGACAUUAAGAAACCAAAGUCUUCUGUACUUUGUAACAUCAAGUUCUUCGUGUUGUGCCAUGGCCUGCUCCAGCUCACUCAGCUGCUGCACACAGCGUACUUUAAGAGCACCAUCACGACCAUCGAGAGACGUUUUGGUCUUGACAGUCUGUCCUCAGGAACCAUCUCCUCCCUUCAUGAGGUGGGAAAUAUGGUACUGAUAGUGUUUGUCAGUUACCUAGGAAGUCGUGUUCAUCGCCCUCGUUUUAUUGGACUCGGAGGCAUGAUGAUGUCCAUUAGUGCCCUGAUUCUGACAUUACCUCACUUCCUGUCUCCACCAUACUCCUAUGACUCCGUCCUGAAAGAAAGCAGGCAGGACAUGUGCAGUGUCCAUGUUCUACAUGUCAACAUAUCAUCUGCUGAGGCAUGUGGUAAGCUGGACACCCACAAGUUUGUGGACAAUACAAAGCUUUGGGUACUCAUGGCCACAGCCCAAGUGAUGUUUGGAAUUGGUUCUGUCCCAGUUCAACCCUUUGGGAUCUCAUAUGUGGAUGACUUUGCUGGGCCUGGCAACUCCCCACUCUACAUUGCCAUACUCUUUGCCGUGUCCGUGUUCGGGCCUGCCUUUGGUUAUCUCCUAGGAUCUGUGGUACUGAGAAUCUAUGUGGAUGUGGACAGAGUUAAUGCAGCAGGGGCUCAGGAGUUGACCCCAGUUGACCCUCGCUGGGUUGGAGCGUGGUGGAUGGGUUUGCUGGUCUCUGCUGGGGGGAUGUUCCUCACCUCCAUCCCCUACUUUUUCUUCCCCAGGGCCAUGCAUGUAGAUAAUAGCAUUGCAAAUGAGCGUGACAUUUUGAAAGACAGCCACAAGAGUUCUGACAUCUCCAUGCUGGAGUUCCUCAAAAUGUUCCCACGCAUGUUUGUGCGGCUGUUGCUCAGUCCACUUUUCUUGCUGCUGGUUCUGACCCAGUGCUGCUUCUCCUCGGUGAUGGCCGGACUCGCCACCUUCCUCAACAAGUUUCUGGAGUGGCAAUACAGCACUUCAGCUGCUUACAGCAGUCUUCUCAUAGGUGCUGUGAAUCUGCCUUCAGCAGCCAUCGGGAUGCUGUGCGGGGGUGUCAUUAUGAAACGCUGGGGCCUAUCACUUCGAGUCAUUCCACGUUUCUCUAUAGCAUUACUCACCCUCUCCACAGUGCUGUGUGUUCCUCUGUUCUUCAUGGGCUGCUCCACUCAAAACGUCUCUGGGGUUUACCCAAACAAGGGAUCCAGUGGACUAUUUUUAUCCUGCAAUUCCAACUGCUCGUGUCCGAAGAACGUUUUCAACCCAGUGUGUGGGGAAGACAACAUUGAGUACCUUUCACCGUGCCAUGCAGGCUGCACAAGCUUUACCAAGGACCCCAAAAACAAAUUUUGGAUUCAGUCCUUCAAUAACUGCAGCUGUGUAAUGGUGGGUGCUGGUAUGGGUGGUGCACGUCCCGGACACUGUGCCAACAGCUGCCCUCACCUCCUCCUGCCCGUUAUCUUCCUCAUCUCUAUAGCAGCCUUCAUCGCCAGUUUCACACACAACCCUAUCUACAUGAUGGUGCUCAGAACAGUGCCACAGGAGGAGAAAUCUUUCGCCAUAGGAAUUCAGUUCCUACUCAUGAGAGUUCUUGUGUGGCUACCAGCUCCUGCCAUUUUUGGGAUGACUAUCGACUCCACCUGCAUUUGGUGGAAAAGAUUCUGUGAGAAAAAGCUUGGCUGUGGUUACUAUGACAACAACCUCUUUAGAAAUAGGUAUCUUGGUUUGCAGGUGAUGUUUAAACUUAUAGGCAUCGCCAUGCUGGCUCUGAUAGGCUGGAAGGUUGGAAGAACCCGAGAGUACAGUCUGGAGAAAAGGCCUGAGGGAGCACUGUGAUGCUCUAGUCCCUGUCAGCACGUUCAUUCUGUAGGAGAUACCUGUCUUCAAGAGUCCAUUCAGCAAACCAGACCAUUGACGCCUUUUAUUACACGCCACCUUCAUUCAUGGCUUUCCUGAAAGGGUGUCUCUGUAAUGCAUGGAUGGAUGUUGUCUUCCGCUUUGCACUGACUUGCAGCCAUAUCCUAUAGAUGAACCUGUCUAAAUCUGGAGAGUUUGUGCCAGUGUUCCAUCUUUUCACUUUAUGAACUGUUAGUUAAAGAUCAACAAUGUUCACGUGUUGUAAUACUAAUUCUGACAGACAUUUAAUUUUUCAUUCUUCUUCAAGAAGAUGAUUUUUUUUUUAAAGACUUUUAGGCAAUUAAAGUAUAUACUGCUGGUUGGAAUGUCCUGGUUACUCACUCAAGAAAAAGAAGAAACCUGUACCUCUGUUCAGUCUUUAUUAAGUGUACUGAAUGUAUUGUGGUGGACUCAUGAUUAAGAGGUUUCACCCUCCAGUUGGUGGAUAUGUGAAGAAUAAGUAAUGGAUCUUACAAUGUCAUAAAAAUGACACAUUUAAGUUUAUAGGUUCAUUGUCUAUAAUAGAGUUACAAUAUUUAAGAGGCCUAUAAUUGGUCAUGCAAGUAAAACAUUUAAAUGUAUUAUUAGCAUUUAUUAUAUUUUGUUAUUGAUGGAAAUGGGUGUCUUCAAUAUUUGUAAAUAUGUAUUUUUGUACAAGUUAGGAAUGUUAUAUUGCAUAACCUUAAUUUUUGUCACAAGUAAUAAAAUCCUGCGAUCACAA